Molecule: messenger RNA, 279 nt
Organism: Lottia gigantea (owl limpet)
Lineage: Eukaryota; Metazoa; Mollusca; Gastropoda; Lottiidae
Exons: 4
Coding region: 1-279 (92 amino acids)
Cellular component (GO): endoplasmic reticulum
Source: RefSeq, a predicted model, not a curated record
AUGGAAAAAGUCCAUGACUCUAUUGCAUGGUAUCAAAAACAGAUAGGAUCAUAUGAUAAACAGUUGUGGGAACAGUCAGUAGAAAAUAAACUAUUAAAGGCACCAGCCAAUGUGCGUCAUGCACCCAGAAAAAGUGUUCGUUUAAAGACAGAAUUUAUUGAUGUAGAUCUCAUUAGGGGGUCUACAUUUUCUAAAAGUAAGCCGCAGGCCCCAUGGUCUUAUAUUACACGGAAAGCUUUCAUUAGAGUUUUUCUUCUACCUUUCUGCUACAGAUGGUAA